Messenger RNA from Conger conger (European conger), 2142 nucleotides. It is a transcript of the gene etsrp, whose product is annotated as ETS1-related protein. Gene Ontology annotation, cellular component: nucleus. Gene Ontology annotation, molecular function: DNA-binding transcription factor activity, RNA polymerase II-specific; sequence-specific DNA binding. The record is from RefSeq and is a predicted model, not a curated record. Lineage: Eukaryota; Metazoa; Chordata; Actinopteri; Anguilliformes; Congridae. Gene Ontology annotation, biological process: regulation of transcription by RNA polymerase II; cell differentiation. The transcript is spliced from 8 exons. The coding region runs from base 224 to 1324 and encodes 366 amino acids.
CUGUUCGCGGCCUCGGAGUGACGUCGCAGACGGAUAGGGGAGUCACGAAGCAGAGGGCAUUCCUGAGCAUAGGGCCACGCCCUUCACGCGCAGCCUUUUUAUAACUGGCGCGUCCUGGAGGAAAAGAGACGGCAUCGUCAUUCUACCUCAGAACACAGAACUGCAGCCACCGAAUACUUCUGAGGACUAUUGAAAUUAUACGAUCAACUCAAGCUAACCUAAGAUGGAAAUGUAUCAAUCCGGUUAUUAUAUUGAGGACUUCAGAACACAGGAAGUCCCGGCAGGAUUUGACUUUGGCUCAUAUGACUUCACUGGUGAAGACUUAUCAUCCCUAUCAGAUAGCAGUGGAUCAGGGCAGCAGAGGUACACAGAGACUUAUGGAGACCACCACAAAGAUACUCAACUCUAUGGCUCCAAAGCCAGCUCCAGUGACUCUGGGCUGUUUAACCUGGAUGCGUAUCACGAAUUCAACGGCUGGACAGUCUAUGCUAACGGUGCCUCUGGCGUCGACGAGUCACAAAUGGGGUUCCAGGACUCGGCUCAGACCUACCAGGACCUCCUUCCUUCCUGUCCCCAAGCCCAGAGCAGGCAGUUCAGCCCCGCGUCAGGGGAGAGCCACGGCCUCAGCCCCCAGGGCGUGGCCUCCAGCACGGGUGAUGCUGAUCGUACCUACGUACACCAAAACGGGAAGCUUUUUGAGAACGGAGGCCAGAAUUUGACGUUGCCCUUCUGGUCGGACUACCCCUCUCCCAGCUACGGCCCGCCCAUGCAGAACCACCCGACCUCCUGCUCCUCCUCCCCGACCACUCAGCCCUCUGCCCAAUACUGCCCCCGUGUGGCCAAACGCAGGAGCACACAUCCUCCGAAAUCAGAGAUGGAUGGCGAAAGCUCAGGAAUGUCGGCCUACACAGGCUCUGGACCCAUCCAGCUGUGGCAGUUUCUGCUGGAGCUGCUGCUGGACUCGGCGUGCCGCUCCUUCAUCACCUGGACCGGAGACGGCUGGGAGUUCAAGAUGUCCGACCCGACUGAGGUGGCGAAGCGGUGGGGGCAGUGCAAGAACAAGCCCAAGAUGAACUACGAGAAGCUGAGCCGCGGCCUGCGCUACUACUACCACAAGAACAUCAUCCACAAGACGGCGGGGAAGCGCUACGUCUACCGCUUCGUCUGCGACGUGCAGAGCAUGCUGGGUAAAACGGCGGGGGAGGUGUUGGCCAGCCUCAGCAUUUCGCCCGUGGGCACCGAGGCCCCUCUCCAGUACCUGCAGCCCGCCUCCACCCCGACAACUGCGCCCAAAGACAAAGCUGACGGGUGGCUGUCACAGUGAAGGAAAACUCGGCAGAUCACGGAUCUUCCAUUGACGCGGUUGCUCCGAGCCUCGCGAAAAACCUGCCGACCCGCAAUUGUAACCUGUCGCGCGUUUCUGAGUCUUUCUGAUCAGAGGGGUGACUGUAUGAAACCAGACUUUUGCCACUGUUGGUUGGUCGAUGGCACUGUGGACACAAAAUAUUUGCAUUGGCAUGUCUGGACUCCCAUUUCAGGUCAAUUCGCCGGUGAAACCUUUAAAACCUUUCUGUACAAGUGUGAUUGAUAAGGACAUGACAAUUUCUACCCAAAUGGUGUUGCUCUACUGGUACUAAGAAGUAUAAAGUCAGUUUUAGAUUUAAUUCAAGUCAGUCCAAAUUUUAAACCAACAUUUAAUCUAAAUAGCCUAUACCAGGUUAAUUUGGCUGUAUUAUUGUUCAUAUUGUAUGAUACCAGCAUGUCAGUGGAAUCACCUGUUUUAUACUGCCACAGAUGGAGGGUACCUAUCUUUUUAUGUCUUUUCUGUCACUUGCCUUAAAACCUUUAAAAAAACAACUGGAUGGUAUUUUUCUUGUGCUAAGACGAGAUGGUCCUGUUUACUCUUGAUUUGUAUGUCCUUGAUGUAUAUUGAAAUAUCCGUGGAGAAACGUAAAUGUCAGCUUUCAUGAUUUUUGUAAUCUACCUCUUUUCUGUGUCGACCACAUUGUUUUGAAAAGUCUGAUGCAUCAGUAGCUAGCCAAUGUGUAGCACUUUUUUGUUACAUUUUCUACGUAUCCAAUUAGGAGUGACCUUACUCCAUGCAUAGUCAAAACAUGUAAAUAAAUUGUAUAUAAAUGAAAA